ACCACAAACAACCACCAGAACAACACCAAACAGACAGCAAUAGAGAAUCAUUCAGCCAUGGUUUACGAGUCUCCUCGCGUCUCUGAAGACCGCUUGUCGUCCGACGCCGCGGCUCCCAAGUCUCCAGCUAUGGGAGAUCACUGCACCAAUAACCCUCCACUAGAUGCCUCCGAGAGUUCUUCUGGGGAGAUCGUGAAGCUCGGUGAGACCGAGGUCUACGUCUCAAAGCCGUACGACGCAGAGCUACGGGAAGCCAGUCUCUUGGUUCUCCUGACCAACGGUGUCGGUGUCCACUCCGUCAACAACCAGGUCCAGGCAGACCACUUCGCGAAAGAAGGCUACUUUGUCGUGAUGCCCGAUUUGUUCAAUGGCGAUGCUGCUCCCAAAUCCGCAAACGUAGCCGCAGCGGUCCCGGAAAAGCAAGAGCUGGGGCUUUUGGACCAGAUCAAGAUGAAAGCUGUCGAGGGCGUGAAAGGCUUCAUGAUCGAUAUGUGGAUCGCCCGUCACACGCCGGAAAACACCAUGCCAAUUAUCGAAAACGUCCUGACGGCCGUCAAGGAGCAGUACGGUGACAAGCAGUACAAGGUCUCUCGCGGGAUCUACGUUGUGGGCUACUGUUUUGGUGGAAAGUAUGCACUGAGGCUGGCGGCCCGCGACGAUGUUACGGCAGUCGCCAUGGCACAUGGAACUAUGGUCGACUUGGAGGACAUCAAGGGAGUGAAGAAGCCGGUCACAUUCGCGUGCGUCGAAAACGAUCCCUUCUUUCCAGAUGAAGUCCGCGAGGAAGGAGAGAAGUUCCUCGAAGAAAACAAACUGGAGUAUGAGCUCCUCGUGUACAAGGACGUCCCUCAUGGAUUCGGUGUUUAUGGAAGCUAUCCCGAUCCUCUCAUCAAGGAUGCCCAGGCAGGAGUGUUUGAACAGUUUCUUGAGUUCUUCAGUAGUCACUAAGGCAUUGAAUAUCCCCACUAGAUAUCAUGAGAAUGAUUGAUGUAAUUUUGGGGGUUGGAAGUGUUUUAAUUACUCUAGUGCUUGAUGAAUGGAUCCAACUUUUUUGUUUCAUCAUCAUAGCAUUCGACUUAGUAGAUCAUGGCUGUAUACAUGUCCGUUUCCACCCCACUGUCCGACCCCGCUGGGGCCCGGCUCGACGUGAAUUCCAUCUUGCUCUCCGUCUGACCCUG
This is a messenger RNA of Tricharina praecox, 1178 nucleotides long. RefSeq names its product dienelactone hydrolase. The coding region runs from base 58 to 948 and encodes 296 amino acids. The record is from RefSeq and is a predicted model, not a curated record. The transcript is spliced from 10 exons. NCBI's taxonomy places the organism in Eukaryota, Fungi, Ascomycota, Pezizomycetes, Pezizales, Pyronemataceae. Gene Ontology annotation, molecular function: hydrolase activity.